Messenger RNA from Phycomyces blakesleeanus NRRL 1555(-), 1023 nucleotides. RefSeq lists its product as hypothetical. The transcript has 3 exons. Lineage: Eukaryota; Fungi; Mucoromycota; Mucoromycetes; Mucorales; Phycomycetaceae. The record is from RefSeq and is a predicted model, not a curated record. The coding region runs from base 1 to 1023 and encodes 340 amino acids.
AUGUCGUACCCUGCCAGGAAACGUUGUCCCUAUAAAUUUAGCGCUAGAAAUGCCUUUGAUAAAAAAGUGCUAUUAGACAAGAGCUUUACUGGUGGUAUUCUUACCGAGGAUAUUGCAUUGGAAUCAAUUUUUGAACGACCUGCCCCUGCUGGUAUUGCCACCAAGAUCGACUUGAGUACUACUAUUCUAUGGAGACUGGAUCCUGGAGUACGCGAUGCUAUUGUUGCUUGUGUUGGUGCUGGUGCUGGUGCUGGCCAAAAUAGGCAAAGUCAUAUAAUACGUAAAACUUCCACAGGUGAAUAUUACCAGCUUUCCGGAUUCAAGUCUGCUACCAUAAAAAGAGCCAGAAAUGAUCGAGUUAAUGUUGAUGAACGCCGUCUGAUUUCUAACACUCUGUCAACAAGGACAUGUAAUUGGGACCAAUUCAAUGAAGCUUUGCGAUAUACCUUUUGGAGCUUUGAGGCAACCAAAGGCUGUUACUCAACCAGCCUGAGAAACCUCAGAUACCAUAGUUAUAGGAACAAGCAAAAGACACUAGAUGAAAUGUGCAAGCGACUAUUUACAGGGAGCAUAAAUCUUUACCUCCUGGGGUCAAUACUGGCGAGGUCAAAAGACCUACUUUGGGUGGCAUUUGGUGCUGCUCGUUUUGGUGGACUCGGUGGGAACACAGCUCCGCCAACAAAGUCAUUCAGAGCGGCUUUGUUAAAUUACAUCAAACCGACUGGGCGUACCCAAGCCCAUAUAUCCAAGUAUGUCGUUAUGAUCGAGGAGUAUCUUACGAGCCAAAUAUGCCCCAGAUGUCCUACAGAAAGUAUAUCUAACCAACUUGACGACUUGGAUGUGAAUAUCCACUCAGUUCCCAACUGCGAAUCUUGUAAUACUCGAUGUAAUAGAGAUCAUAUAGCUAUUCUCAAUAUGAGAUAUGUCUUAUUAUAUAUGUGUCUUGCGGGAUUUCUAUCGACAUACAUAACCGUUCAAGAUACCCAGUAUACUCAUAGAAUUUCUACAGUUAAUAUAUUUUGA